AUGUCGACUACAGAAACAGCUACAACCAACAAAGCAACAAAGGCGGCCAAGCUCAGUUUGGGGAUCCCUUCCCAACAUAAGCCUGUGAGCGAGCCCGACCAGGAAGAGAUAGCCGGGACUAAAGAGCACACUCCUGCUCUGUUCCCACACUACUUACCGGUAUGGGAGGUACCUCAAGCUCAAUACCCUCUCUUGGAGGAGUUUAACUACAUCGAGCGUGCCCUUACAGCAGACAAAACCUUCCCUGACUUGCUGCCCCCCGGCGCCAAGCUGAAAAACAUCACGGCAGCACUGGGCGCUGAAGUUACCGGCGUCCAGCUCAGUCAGCUAAAUAACCACGGAAAAGAUCAACUAGCACUGCUUGCAGCCCAGAAGAAAUUGCUCGUAUUUCGCGACCAGGACUUUGCUUCUCUCCCUGUUGGAGAAACCGUUGAUUUUUGUCGAUAUUUUGGCCGCCUAUUUUUGCAUCCGCAUUCUGGUGCUCCUAUGAAUCACCCUGAAAUCCAUCUAGUUCAUCGGAGGGCGGGAAAUACCAUAGCUCCGGACUUUUUCCAAUUUCACACUCACUCUAUGGCAUGGCAUAGCGAUAAUACAUACGAAGUACAGCCGCCGGGGAUUACAUUCCUCUAUGCUCUUGAGGUCCCUGAUGAAGGGGGUGACACUGUGUUCGUGGAUACCGAAAUGGCAUACAAGCGCCUGAGUCCCGCCUUUCAGGAAAGGCUGAAGGGGCUACAAGCAAUGCAUACUGCCCGCGAUCAAACCGCAAGGGCCCGGGAAAACGAUGGUUAUGUUCGGCGGGAGCCUAUUGAUACGGUGCACCCAAUUGUCCGUACGCAUCCUACAACCGGGAAGAAGGCGCUCUUUGUCAACCCGCAGUUUACGAGACAGGUUGUCGGGUUCAAGAAAGAGGAAAGCGACUACCUCCUCAAAUUCUUGUAUGACCAUAUGACCUCGGGUCACGAUAUGCAGUGCAGAGUCAAAUGGGAAAAUCGAUCGGUUGUCGUGUUCGAUAACCGUAACACUAUCCACUCCGCUCUAACGGACUGGAUGGAUGGUAGAAGACGGCACAUUGCUCGAAUCACUCCCUCAGCGGAGCGCCCUUAUGAGGAAUAA
Penicillium verrucosum is the source of this 1113-nucleotide messenger RNA. RefSeq names its product TauD/TfdA dioxygenase family protein. Gene Ontology annotation, molecular function: 2-oxoglutarate-dependent dioxygenase activity. Bases 1 to 1113 code for a protein of 370 amino acids. NCBI's taxonomy places the organism in Eukaryota, Fungi, Ascomycota, Eurotiomycetes, Eurotiales, Aspergillaceae. Gene Ontology annotation, cellular component: cytoplasm. The transcript has 4 exons. The record is from RefSeq and is a predicted model, not a curated record.